Molecule: messenger RNA, 2370 nt
Organism: Enhydra lutris kenyoni (northern sea otter)
Lineage: Eukaryota; Metazoa; Chordata; Mammalia; Carnivora; Mustelidae
Product: zinc finger matrin-type 1
Exons: 7
Coding region: 1-2370 (789 amino acids)
Molecular function (GO): nucleic acid binding; zinc ion binding
Source: RefSeq, a predicted model, not a curated record
AUGGCGGCGGCGCCGAGCACAGUCACACCGCUGGCGGCAGAGUCUUCCCCUCAGGAAGCUACCGUCUCUGCCGCCUCCUCCUCCUCCUCCACCGCCUGCGCGGCGGCGGCGGUGGCGGCGGCAGUGAUUGUGCCUGCCUCCUCCGCCACCUCCACCCCUGCCAGCCCGCCUGCCGGUGGCUGUGGCGACGGCGGCGGCGGCUUUGGCGGCUCCACUAUGGCGGCGGCGGGGAGGGGGGGCAGUAGUUUUAAAGUAGACACCCGCCCUUGCCUCAGAGAAGAUAUGAUUUGGAAUGAACAGGAAAAGACUGAACUUUAUACAGAUAACUUUUGUAAUAUAUGUGGAGUGUUGCUACAAUUUGAAUCACAAAGGAUUUCACAUUAUGAGAGUGAAAAACAUGCUCAAAAUGUUAGGUUUUAUUUUCAAAUGCAUGGGGAACAAAAUGAAGUGCCUGGUAAGAAAAUGAAGAUGGAUGUUAGGAAUUUUCAGGUCCACAGAAAUGAAGUAGCAGACAGAAAUAAAUUUUGUGAUCUCUGCAACAUGAUAUUUAGCUCCCCAAUUGUUGCUCAGUCUCACUAUUUGGGAAAAGUCCAUGCUAAAAAACUGAAGCAAUUAAUGGAGGAGCAUGAUCAGGCAUCUCCAUCAGGAUUUCAGCCAGAGAUGGCAGGUGUGCCUCUUACUACUUCUGCAGAAUCAACUUUUCUGAAGCCCCUUGCUGUCAAGCCUCCUCCAGGUGGGAUUAAAGACAAGACUAUGCCUUCCUCUUCCAGCAGUGCUUUGGAUUUGAAUAAUCCAAACAAGUAUUGCAAGCUCUGUCCUGCUUCCUUUAAUAGUCCAUUAAUGGCCCAACAGCAUUAUGUUGGGAAAAAACACAAAAGAAAUGAAGCUAGAAAGAAGUUUGUAGACAACAUAAGAGAGAAACCUCUUCCAGCAAAAUCAGAUGCAAAUGCAUUUAGUAUGAGAACCUACGUUUGUCAUAUUUGUAAUAUCACCUUUACAUCUUUAGAAAUGCUCCGGUCCCAUAAGCAAGGAAGCGAACACCAAAUUAAAGAAUCCAUUGUUACCAAUCUAGUGAAGAAUUCAAAGACACAAGACUCUUCCCAAGAUGAAUGUGCAGAUUACAUCCAAGUGCAGAAAUCCAGAGGACUGGAAUUCAAGACUUGUUUCAGAAAGAUGGAAGGGGGUUCUUUGGAAACCCGUGGGUACAGGGAAGUAUUUGAUUCCAGAUCCAGACAUAGAAUGUUUGAACAAAGACUCCCAUGUGAGUCUUUCUGCACAUACCCAGGAUCAUACAGUAUUUCACAAACAGGAGAAAACCAGUUACCUCAUUGUUCACCAGCUCAUUCAAAGAAGACCUAUGACUCUUUCCAAGAUGAACUGGAAGAUUACAUCAGAGUGCAGAAAGCCAGAGGACUAGAUCCAAAGAUUUGUUUCAGAAAGAAAAGAGAGAACUCUGUGGAAACCCGUAGGUACAGAGAAGUUGAUUCUGGACCCAGACAAAGAAUGUUUGAGCCAAGAUUUUCACUUGAGACUUCCCAGACCUACCAACAACCAUAUAAUAUUUCACCAGUAGAAAGCCAAUUACAUCACCGGUUACCAGCUCAUUCAAAGAGGACUUAUGAUUCUUUCCAAGAUGAACUUGAAGAUUACAUCAAAGUGCAGAAAGCCAGAGGAUUAGAGCCAAAGACUUGUUUUAGAAAGAUUAGUGAUAGCUCUACAGAAACCCAUAAGUACAAAGAAAUGGUUGAUUGCAGACCCAAACAUAGAAUGUUUGAGCAAAAACUCCCAUUUGAGGCUUCCCAGACCUAUACAGGAUCAUACAGUAUUUCACAAGCAGUAGAAAACCAGUUACCUCAUUGCUUACCAACUAAUGACAGCAAACAGAGACUAGACUCCAUGACCUCUUGUCAGCCCAUCAGAGACUAUUUCUCAGAAAAACCAAUACCCCUUAGCCUUAGUCAGCAAGAAAAUAACUCUGGCCCAUACAGUGUAGAAUCUGAAGUUUACAAGCACCUCUCUUCAGAAAACAGUACCGGUGACCAUCAAGCAGGUCAUAAACGGAGACAUCAGAAGAGAAGAAGGCACCUGGAGGAAGGCGAAGAAAGGCCAGAGAAAGAGCAGUCCAAGCAUAAAAGGAAAAAGAGUUGUGGGGAUACUGAUCUAGACAAGGACAAGAGCAUCCGACAAAGGAAAAGAGAGGGAGAUAAAGUCAGUGUCAGUUCGGGAAAGCUUAAACAUCGAGAAAAGAAAAAAAGCCAUGGUGUACCUACUGAGAAAGAAGAACGUAAGCACAAGAAAGAGAAAAAGAAAUCUGUUGAAGAAAAGACAGAAGAGGAAAUGCUUUGGGAUGAAUCUAUUCUUGGAUUUUGA